UUCUGCCCCGCUGAAGCACAUUCUGGUCCUAAGGCAAUGCAGAGACCCUCACUCUCUCCCCGCCAUGUCUACACUCAGCCCUCUGGCAAGCCGCAGGACUCCAACUGGGACCCACAGAAGGUGAAGGACGCCAGAGGAAAGCUGCCUGAGGCAUUCAGGGCUCCGUGGUCAGAGCUCGCCAUGAGGAGGACUUGUACGUGCAUAUACCACUUCCUUGUGUGGAGCUGGUAUAUUUUUCUCAAUUACUACAUCUCACAGCAAGGAGGGGACCAUCGGAAAUCCAAAAUCUUUCUAAAUGGCGGACAGUGGAAAUACUUGACGUUCCUAAAUCUGCUCUUGCAGGCCAUUUUCUACGGGGUUGCCUGCAUGGAAGAUGUGCUAAAAAGAAUUAAAGGGGAAAGAGACAUUAAGUUCAUGAGCGCCUUCCGAGAUCUGCUUUUUACCACGCUGGCUUUUCCGAUAUCCACGUUUGUAUUUUUGUCAUUCUGGACCCUUUUUCUCUACGAUCGGGAGCUCGUUUACCCUAAGGCCCUAGAUGGUAUCUUUCCAGAAUGGAUGAAUCAUGCAAUGCACACAACCAUACUGCCCUUCUCACUGGUUGAAGUAGUCCUCAGGCCACAUUGCUACCCACUGAGGAAGAAAGGACUCACCUUGUUGGCUGUGGCCAGCCUCGCUUACAUCAGCAGGGUCCUAUGGAUCUACUCCGAGACGGGUACAUGGGUGUAUCCUGUGUUUGCCAGACUCAGCCCAGUGGGUCUAACAGCCUUCUUCUCUCUCAGCUACAUCUUUAGCGCCAGCAUCUAUAUACUUGGAGAGAAGCUCAACCACUGGAAAUGGGGUGACAUCAUGCAGCCAAGGAAGAAGAGGAAGUGAUCACAGGUUUAUUGGACAUGCCCAAAACAACUGCUGUCUCAGAAGGUGUUACCUUCUUCUGGCUUCUGUGGUCAAAAUCUGGCCAAAGGCCAAGGAAAUUUGCAUAAACUUAGUGUUAGAGGAUAUUUAGAGAGAGAAAGGAAUUUGGGAUCUUCAAAAUUCUUCAUUUUAGGGAGGAGGGUGCCAAAGACCUAGAUGAAAAGUAAGUAACCCGCACAAGGGCCAAAAUGUUAGUAUCUGAACCAAGACAAUAGCAUUUGUCCCCAGAUCUUCUAAUUCUCAGUCCUGUGCCAUUUUUAAUAACCCUAACUUUCCUUAGAACAAGUAUUUUUGUAAACUAGUCAUUUUCAUGGAUUGCUCAUCUAUUUUGUUUUCCACUGUCUAGACAGAAAUGUAGGGAGACAGGUGCUGCCAAAGUUGUCUGUCCAUCUCAUAGGAUAGCAAAUUGAUUGGUACAAUAAGAAAUAAGUUGUAAAAAACUAUGGAGAAAUUGUCCAUCUUGGGAGUGAGCAUUUGGGGCAGGUCCAAAGAUGGGACAUAGCAAUGUCAUCAAAAUCUCUUCCAUUCAAAUAUGGAUUACUUCAUCAAAUAAAUGUACAUCUUACUUGGGGAGCAAGUGAUGGGAAGUGACAUGGCUGUGAGGAACCCCAAAAAUGCUUUGGUACCAAGUACUUUGCUAAGUUAAGCUCUUAUGGUUUAACAAAGCUGAUUGCCAGGUGAUUAACAAAGCACAUUCAUGAACCCUGCUUUGAUCUUCCUAGUGGGUUUCUGUUGGUCUUUAUUUACUGGGGCUUUAUUUUGUAAAGAACAUGGAUGACAAGGGUCUACCGGUGGGUAAGCCUGUUUGAGUCUAGUGGUCACCAGGUCCCUGCAGGUUGGGUGUGUGCCCCAGAGUAAACUGUGCUUGGGCUUUCCAACCUAACAUCAUACAGGAGAAAUUUGGUUAAAAAAAAAAAAAAAAGGUAAAAUUCAGUAAAAACUGUUCCUGGAACCACAGAAAACCUUGAUUGCCAUAUGACUGGCCACUGGACCAUAUCUAUUCUAACACCAGAAAACGUCAGAAAUACCAAGAAGUCUUGAAGUGUUAACAGAAGAGGGCCAACUGACACAGUACGGCGGGCAGACCAUGGGAAGCCUAGGAGAGACAACAAGAAACCUGCUGUCUUCCUAAUCCUUUGUCUACAAAUACAUAAAUAUGACCCUCAAGUCUUUUUGGACUGAGCUGAGAA
Messenger RNA from Suricata suricatta (meerkat), 2102 nucleotides. RefSeq names its product androgen dependent TFPI regulating protein (gene ADTRP). The record is from RefSeq and is a predicted model, not a curated record. Bases 37 to 873 code for a protein of 278 amino acids. Gene Ontology annotation, cellular component: membrane; endomembrane system. The transcript is spliced from 8 exons. NCBI's taxonomy places the organism in Eukaryota, Metazoa, Chordata, Mammalia, Carnivora, Herpestidae.